This is a messenger RNA of Melospiza georgiana, 1923 nucleotides long. It is a transcript of the gene XRCC4, whose product is annotated as X-ray repair cross complementing 4. The coding region runs from base 322 to 1314 and encodes 330 amino acids. Gene Ontology annotation, biological process: immunoglobulin V(D)J recombination; positive regulation of ligase activity; response to X-ray. Lineage: Eukaryota; Metazoa; Chordata; Aves; Passeriformes; Passerellidae. Gene Ontology annotation, cellular component: DNA ligase IV complex; nucleus; DNA-dependent protein kinase-DNA ligase 4 complex. The transcript has 9 exons. The record is from RefSeq and is a predicted model, not a curated record. Gene Ontology annotation, molecular function: DNA binding.
CCGCGCGCGCCGGCACGGCCGGGACUGAGGGGAGCGUGGGCGGGGCGGAGGGGCUGUGUCCCGCUGUGGGGAUAACGGGAUAACCGGAUAACCGGGAUCCGCCCUGCUCUGACCCCGCCCCGGCACUGAGGGCAGCGGCGGGAGGCUCGUGUCCCGCUGUGAGGGCAGCCGGGAUAACCGGGGUUCACCUCUUCAGUGACGGCUCAGUGGGACCAGGUUUGUAACAUUCAGUUGGUGUAAGCUGGCUUAUCCAUGCAUCUUGGAAAGUGAGGAUUUGCUGUUAGUUUUGGGAAGAAUUGUUACAAAAAGGGUGUUGGGAAGAUGGAGAAGGCUUUGAACAGAAUUCAUCCAGUUUCUGAUCCAGAAGCAACCUAUUUUGUACAGGUGUCAUGGGAAAAGGAUUUAGGCACUGGCUUUGGUUUACUUCUCAGUGACUGUCAGUGCGCCUGGACUGGGACAGUGUCUGAAUCAGACAUUUCUAGGGAGGCUGCUGACAUAGAAAUGGACAGAGAAAAAUAUGUGGAAGAGCUGAGGAAAGCACUGAUAGCUGGAGAAGAGUCAGCUGGCAGAUACAACUUUGUGAUUUCGAGGGAUGAGCAGAAUAAGGCCUGUCACUUCUCCUAUGAAAGGAACCUGAGAGACGGCUCUUUCAGACUUGGAUCUCUGAAGCUGCAGGAAGUCCCAAACCCAGCAGAGGUGAUCAAGGAACUCAUUGGUUACUGCCUGGACAGCCUGGGGAAGCUGCAGGCCAAAACUGAGCAUCUGCAGAGGCAAAAUGAAAGGCUUUUGAGCAACUGGGGCAAGGCGGAGAAGAGGCUGGAAAAAUGCGUGAAAGCCAAAGAGCAGCUGGAGGCAGACCUUUACAGGAGGUUUAUUUUGGUGCUGAAUGAAAAGAAGGCAAAGAUAAGGAGCUUGCAGAAGCUGUUGAGUGAAGCUGAAGAAUCCACAGCGGAUGCCAAGUGCUCCAGGGAUAUUAUAGCUGAUGCUCAGGUGGUUGUAAAGAAAGAAAACUAUGAUGCCCGCACUGAUGAGGAAAGUGAAAAUGCAGCAUCGGCCUCGUCGCCAUCAGCUCCGGAACGAAGGGAUUCCUCCCUGCUGGGCAUCCCAGACACUGUGUGCGCAGCUCCCAGGAGAAAACGAAGGCAAAGGAUGACAGAACCUGGAGGGACAGGAGCUAAGGUGGCUGCUUGCGAGGCAGAGCAGCCAGCCCAGGAAAAGGCCGGCCCGGCCUGCUCUUGGCAGUGCUGCCCAGACUGGGAUGUGGAAACCCUGGAGAACUCGUGUGGGCCAGAGGAGCUCUUCGAGGACAUGUAGCCUGGGCACAGGGACACUGCUGCUCCCUCCAGGGAUGAGUUAUCAACUAAAAGGGUUUUUGUUACAGAACAAAGCCGCAACCUUUGCUCUGAGGCUCUGAACCCUCCAAGAAGCACCACGCUUCUUGCAGACCUUGGCCUGCUGCACCUCAUUUGUGGCUGUCCAAAAUUGAGUUCAUCCCCUGUGUGUGGAGCUUUUCUCACCCGCAUGGGGGAAUUGAGGGCACUGUGGAUGUGUUUUUUCAUCCUCACAGCCUCUGGUUGUGCUCAGGAUCAACCAUUUCCCAAGCACCAGGGCUGGGGUGAUGCUAGACAUGCGCUGAGCUCAGCCUUUCCCCAGGCUUGGGUGGAUAACUCAGCUUUAUUUGCCAGGCUUGGAUGGAUAAAUCAGCUUUAUUUGAGGUGCAGGUGUGACUUUAGAUUGGUUCUGAGUCAAAGAAAAAGGUCCUUUUACUUGCGGCACUCCAGCUUUUGGGAGUAAAGUGCUACUAAGGUUGAUAUUGACUCUAUCUUAACUUUCUGUAGAAACCCACAGCAUUUAAAAUUGUGAUUUUUGAUACUUCAGCUUUUUCCUUAUGGCAAUUUCUUUAAAAAAAACCAAGAAAAUUAA